AUGAGCGACCAGUCGCCGGCGGCCAGCGGCUCCUCGGGGGGGAGCGAGAGCCUGGCCGAGGAGGCCGACGUGUUCGGACGGCUGGAUGAGGGCGAGGGGGGCGAGCGCGGAGGGGGGAUGCUGCCAGAGGAGGCGGUGGCGCUGGUGCAGAACCCGAUGGCGCGGGACUGGUUCUUCAGCAGGCGGGAGACGGAGGCGGUGCUGAACGGCGUGCACGCCGUGGUGCGCCUGGACGACAGGGCCUCCGCCGACGACCACCUGCGCUACAUGCUCUUCCUGCGCGACACCGCCACCGACCUCUUCCGCCGCCUGUACAUGGAGGACUGCGUGUGCGACUGGCCGCACGGCGACCUGGCAGGUCUGCUGUCCGUGACGGCCACCCUGCUGCGCGUCACCGCGCACCUGCUGCGCGACGCGCUCACCCCCGAGCACGUGGACGCGCUCAUAUCGUUUGUCUACGGAUCCACUGCCGCUCUGGACCCCGACAGCCCCUUCCACCAGAAGACCAAGGGCUGGCCGCUGCCCAAGGAGUUCAGGGAGGGCGGGCCCGAGGGCGAGGGCGCCGCGCCAGCCAGGCGCACGUGCUGGCUGCAGUACUUGGUGGACCAGUUCCUUGAGGCCCGCGGGCUGCGGACACUGAUCGCGGCUAUGGCCAAAGUGCCCUGCCUAACAAGAAUGAUGACAGAGAGGUUGUUCCACCUGGGAGCCAGGAUUGCGCCCUGGCUUGGAGAGGAGGAUGCAAAGGAACUGGGCGAGGUGUACAAGAAUUUCAUCGGGCAGUUGCUUACUGAUCCUCCCCAGCCGUGGAGGUCAGGAAAAGACAAUGGACCACCCGUCUGCUCCUCUGUGUUUGAUUCAGCUCGAGUAGUCUUGGAAGCUGCAGAGGGACCCCAAGAAGCAGAGGAAAUCGUUGCAGGGGUGCAGUGUCGCAUGGUCGAGACCUUCCUGGAGGAUGCCAGUUUUGCAGGCCGCAUUCAGGCUGUGGAAGCCAUCUACCAGCUACUAUUCCGGGCACAACGAGUCCAAGUUGCAGAGAAUGGCACAGCCCUCCAGGCCCUGGAUGACUGGCUCACUAAAAAGGGUGUUGUGGACUGGAUGGUCUCAUCGCAGCUGGACAAGCAACAUUAUAUGCAACAGGUGUUGAGAGUGCUGCGAUCGAUGGCGCUAUCCCACAUUUUGAAGGAGCAGCACAUAGACAAGCUGUGGAGCAUCAUCGAACCGGAAGGCACAUUUGACGUGCUGAAGGAGCAUGUCGUGGAGCUCCUGGGUGAGCUCGCAUCCUGCCUGUCCCACACACAAGUGCAGUUCCUGUUGGAGAGGAGCCGCAAGGUUGCUCGCAGGGAGGCGGCUGACACACAGCGCAUGGUUGGUUUCCUUGGGAGGAUCGUCAAUGAAGAUUCACAGGGCAACUUUGCACCUCUGGUGCUCCAGUCUCUGUGGGAUGUCCUGCUGGAGGAUGACAGACACACAUCCCAUGUGCAUUGGGAUGUGUUCAAGAACUCAAUGGACGCCUAUCUGCACUUUGGUCGACGGGAGCUGCUGCAGAAGUACCUCUCAGAAGCUGUCAGGGAGCUAAGGGAGGGGCAAGUGAAGCUGACACUCCUUCACCUCUUCAGGUUCCUGUGCCAAGCAUCCAUCGACUAUGGUGCAGAUGAGGAAAAUGCCUUCGAGUGCGUCGUGCUCCUAAUUGGCGCACUGCAGCGGUACCGUGAGCAACUGGAGAGCAGCCAGCAGCAUAACACGCAAGGACAGCCCCCCGAGCGGCACAUCCACAUCGUGCGCGAGAUCCUGAGCCUGGUGAUGCAGCUGACACGCGGCCAGUGCACCUUCGAUGCGCGGCACUUUGACACUGUGUGGUCAUGCAUGGUGGAGCAUCCGUACUACGGGAGCUGGGACAGGGAGGAGGCCCUGAGGUGGCUGAGCAUGCUACUGGAGGCGAAUGCCAUCACUGAUGCGGCUGCGGGCUCCCUUCUGGACCAGCACCUCUGCAGUCUGUACACACCCACUCUCGACAGCAGUGGCUUUGAAUGCUUCAAAGCUUAUUUCUGCAGGGUGAACGGCGUGGUAGCGUCCAAUGACUCAAUUGGCUAUGGCAGCCGACAGGGCACUUCGGCAUUAUCUGGAAACAGCUGUAUCGGCAUUGACUUCCUGUGGCAGCUGCUUCUUGACAGCCUGGAGGAGGGUGUGGCCCAACAUACCCAGCAGCUUCUUGUUGCUCUCUACAUUCACACUCGAGACUCGCAGUCAGAGUUUAGAAAGCGGUGCCUCCACCUUCUGCGCGAGAACUCUUGCAAGCUGGCAGGGCUUGACACCCAGCACCUGGACUGGCGUCUGGUGCUCGAGACAAUGCCUGUGAACCCUGAUGCCAAGCUGCAGGAGUGUGUGGCCAUGAGGGUUGCCAGGUGCCUUGAGGCCAUCAACAGCCUGAUGCAGGCAGAGGCUAGCUUGGGCAGGCAGGACGAAGGGGCCUCCACAGACGUCUGCCAAGAGGAAAUGAAUCAGCUCUACCACAUUUUGCUCUACCUCGUGGAUUGCCCUUGUCGGGUGGUUGUGCGUGAGACAGCAAAUCAGGUGCUCGCCGGUCUGCCUCCCUACCCGCCUCUUGUCACUUCUCUGGAAACAGCGCUGCAGGGGAACAUGCCAUCUAGCUUCUGGGCUUCCCUAAAAGGCGCCUUGCACAUCCCUCUUAAAGACGGGAAGGUAGCCAUGCCAGAGAGGACAAAAUAUGCUCUGCAGAUGCUGAACAAAGUACUGAACCAUGGCAGUGACCGGCUGGAGCACCCUGCCUGCAUUACAUUUGUCCUGGAGGUUGUCAAAGCUGUGGACACAGGAGACCUCAAAGCGGAUCAGAAAGGCCAGUACUUCAGGGAGCUGCAUAUGUGCGUGGAGCACCUUCUUCGCAUGAUGGCGCGUGCGCUGGACAAACGGAGCAGAGCUCCUGCAGCACACGAGUGCCAGCCUGAUGGUCAAAAUGGACAUGAGACUGCAGGAACUCCAUCUGUGGUGCAGGUAUGUACAAGCGCUGGAGACAAACCCCUUCUGGACAGCCAUGCAGCCAUGGAUCUGGGCACAUCACAGGAAGAAGUCCCCACUGCUGUGGACAAAGAGCUGAAGGAGCAUCCAGAUGACAAGGAUGACAAUGAGAAGCCAGCAUCGCAGGCUGAAACGUUGAGCACCCAAACUAUGACUGGUGUGAUGAAACGAAUGCAGGGUGAGUUGACUGAAGGCCUUGCAGACAAUGUCAAACUGACACAACAGACAGAUGCGAUGGCCACCCAAACCAUGGACGAGGCAGAUGAAGCAAAGCAGGCAACGCAGGCAAUGGCCACAGAGGGCUUCAAUGACACACAGAUGAGCACACAGGAGAGGUUCAGUGCCGAGACUAUGGACAUGGACAGCUCGCUGUCAGUUGACGAGGUGCCUGACGACCAGGCGGUGCUCUUGAAAGUGGUGAAGCACUUUGUGCAGCUGGCGACAACGGCUGCAGCUGGAUGGGGCUGCAGCACUCAAGGGAUCAUGCCGAGCGACAUGGACAGCCUGCUUGUUGGACAGGCAUACACGAACAUAAACAAGCUCGUCAGAGGCCAGCCAUCGCUGAGGAGGUGGCUUACAACUGCGGAAGAUGUGCGUGGCAUGUUGCUCCAGAACCUGGUGAAUCGGCAGGGUCGAGUGCGAGAUGCCACCCUGUCCUUCGGCCGGCUGUUGUGUAGCAUGGACGCGCCCACGGCUGAUUGGCUCUUCACCCUGUUGAAGUCUGAGCGGGAGAUGGCGGACCAGCACCCUGGGCAUUGCGAGGAGUACUACAAGCUGCUUGGGGAGCUUGUGGAUAGAUUCACUGGCACAGCGAGGGAUGCAGAGUUGGCAGAUGUUAAGAAGCUGCUCUUCGAUGUGCUUGAGUGCAUCCGUGCAUCUCCUGCUGACAAGGCUCCUGGGGAUGUCAGACUGGGAUGCCAGCUCAGGCUGGUCACUCGUUUAACCAAGGCGCUGGAGAGGGAGGCACCCCUAAAGGACAAAGAGGACCAACUUGUGAGGUUCCUAAUAAAUGAGUUGCUGUUUCCCGAAGCCUGGGAACUGGUUGAGUCUUCCACCAAAUUCAGCUCUCCAGCCAUCAAGGAGAUGAGGGAGCUGCUGUGCACAAGGAAUACCUCCACCACAAGCCGUGAGGCGGCAUUUGAGCUGCUUCAAGAGCUCAUGAGCAGCGGCCCCCCGAACCAGCGCCUUGCCAUCGAACUUCUCAACAGACUGCAUUUCAGCAGCAGGGCUGCAGAAUAUUCCGGAUUCCGCAACAUGCAGGGAUGCAGGGACCUCAAUGGCUAUGUGGGACUUCGAAAUGCAGCUGCUACAUGCUACAUGAACUCCGUGCUGCAGCAAUUCUUUAUGCAGCCCAGCAUUCGCGAUGGUGUACUUGCUGCUGCAGAUUUGGCUGACGAUGACCAAGAAAAGGGAUGCUUUUUCUACAACUUCCAGAGGCUUCUGGGGGAGUUGCAGUUCAGCCACCGCCAGUGGUAUUUUCCGAAAGAUUUGCUGGACACUUACACACACAGCGAUGGCAAGAAAGUGGACCUGAGGGAGCACAAUGAUGCAAUGGAGUUCCUUCUGCGUGUUGAGGACCUUGUGGAUGAACACCUGGUGAGGACAGGUCAGCAGCCUGUCAUCAAGAAAGCCAUGAGAGGUAGCUCUGUCCAGCAGAUAAUAUGCCGAGAUGGAGAUCAUGUACAUGUGAGUGAAACAGAACAGGCAUUCACGAACCUUGCUAUCGACAUCCGAGGCAAGUCAACCUUGCAAGAGGGUUUGGAUGACUAUGUGAAUGCCACAUAUUUGGAGGGGGACAAUGCAUACAAAUGUGAACAACUUGGCAAGGAG
Ostreobium quekettii is the source of this 4863-nucleotide messenger RNA. The record is from the annotation of a GenBank genome assembly. Lineage: Eukaryota; Viridiplantae; Chlorophyta; Ulvophyceae; Bryopsidales; Ostreobiaceae.